Centruroides sculpturatus (bark scorpion) is the source of this 1012-nucleotide messenger RNA. RefSeq lists its product as uncharacterized. Bases 338 to 967 code for a protein of 209 amino acids. Gene Ontology annotation, molecular function: sequence-specific DNA binding. Lineage: Eukaryota; Metazoa; Arthropoda; Arachnida; Scorpiones; Buthidae. The transcript has a single exon. The record is from RefSeq and is a predicted model, not a curated record.
AAAUCAUAUGUCAAACGAAAAAUAAUGGUAAAGAUACAGUUCCCAAAUCUUUGUACUGUACAGUACAUGUAUAUAUAGAAAUGUAACUGAUUACUGUACAUAUGUCCAAAAUGCAAACACGAAUACAAUAGAGACAAUUCAGAUUGAUUACAUUUAAAUUUAUUUAACAUUUUUUAAACAAAGACCAGUUUCUAACAUAAGAUGCAUAUAUAUCGUAUACCUUGCAAACAAAUGUACUAUAUAUUUUAUGUAUUUAAAACUAAAACUUUAUACUUUUUCAGAUUUUUUUAUACGUAUAUUUAUAAAUAGCAAUUUAAAUUAUUUUCUUUAAUUUUAGAUGCCACGAAAAUGUUGUGUGCCCGGAUGUAGAUCUAAUUAUGGUACACAGAAGGAAUACACUAACGUUUUCAGUUUUCCCAAAGAUCCUGUUCGAUGUAAACAAUGGAUUAAAGCAAUACAUAGAAAAGAUUUUGAACCCAGUACUAAUUCUGUAGUUUGCAUACAUCAUUUUGAUGAACAGUUUAUUAUUAGAGAAGAUAGCGCAGUGCGUGUUGAUGGUACUGUUCUCACUGUUCAACAUAAACAUCCUAGUCUAAAAAAGGAUGCAUUUCCUAUAAAAUUUCCAAAUCAGCCAUCAUACUUAUCUACUAUACUUCCAACAAAAAGACGCAAUCCAAAAGAAAGAUCAACUGAAUUGCUCGAAAGAGAAGAAAAAAUAUAUAAAAAUUGGUUAUCCACAGAUAAGAUUAAUUUUAAGGAGUUAGAAAAAAUUGGAAGGAAAAGAAUUCCUGAAGAUUGGAUUACAAUACCAUCUGAAAUGGAUUCAUUACAAUAUAUUUCUUUUUUAAAAAUAGAUGUUACACAAUGUCCAAAAAUUAUUAUUGGUAUCAAAGUUAUGAAGAUUUAUCUGUUGAAAUAUGGCAAAAUGAAAUUUCGAUUGCUGUAUCAAAAUUUAAGUGGAUAUUAAGUGAUAGCAUGAAGUGUGAUCUAUGGAGCAAGUUUGAUUGUUUAA